AUGACCAAGAUCCUUGGCAGUGCACUGCUGUCGUCUGUGAGCUUGAUGGAACGUGGUACUUGUGUAAGGCUUGGCACGCGAGGCAGAGCAAUUCUUGUGAAGCAAUGUGAAACCGCCGCCGCCGGGGCGCCUGGUUGCCCUUGUCCUGGUGUGUCUGGACUCUGGCUUGUGGACAGAGUUAGUCUCCGCGCCUCGUCAAUCGCCGCCUCACUAUGUGCUGUUGGAGCGGUGAAGACUGUCGGGGAUCUCGGACUAGCAAUAUGGUGGCAUGUUUCUCCAGUCAUCUGUGGUAUUACUGCCGACCUGUUUAGUUGGGUGCAGAAUAGACAGGAUUAUGGCUUCACGGCACUUAUUGGGCUGCCCCCAGAACGCCACAAGACUGAAGUCCAGCACAUCCCACUGCACUAUGCAGUCCUUUGGUCGAAUACGACCAAACGUCGCAUGCAUGUUUAUGAACAUGACGAUGCGGCUUGCAGACGGACACUUGGCUCACUGGCAUCGGUAGCAGAAGAUGUACGCGAGGCGCUUUAUAGCAAAGAUUGA
Messenger RNA from Pyricularia oryzae 70-15, 543 nucleotides. RefSeq lists its product as uncharacterized. The transcript is spliced from 5 exons. The record is from RefSeq and is a predicted model, not a curated record. NCBI's taxonomy places the organism in Eukaryota, Fungi, Ascomycota, Sordariomycetes, Magnaporthales, Pyriculariaceae. The coding region runs from base 1 to 543 and encodes 180 amino acids.